GUGCGGUGCUCUAAUAAAUAAACUAGUGAACUAUUAAUUAAGUGCUACACGUAGUAUUAGUGGUGCGUCAUUCCAGCCGGGCAUUAAAUAGCAAAUCAAAGCGCAAACCGAUUUUAAGCCAAGCGAUUUAACAAAAUCAACGUUUCAAUUGGGAAGAAAUUGGACGCACGUGAAUCUCCUCCUCCACGAACACAGCAGUCAACAGUGAACGCCUCCUCCGAUCCACCCACAAGUGUUUUAAGGGAAAUCGUUAAAACUGCCGCUCCAAAACAUUCGCUGCGAUGGCCACCUCAUCGAUACUCGCCAACACCAACAACACAAUUAACACAUCACAGGCAGCUACCUCCCCGCCGGCCACGCCCCUGAUCACUUCGACGCUGACCACGCGGAAACGAACAUACGAGACGGCCAUCGCCAUGCCCGCCUCUGCCUCCACCUCACCAUCAACGUCGCCCAUUACCACCACCACCAUUGUGGUGGAUGCCAAAGAUCAGCGCACGACUAGCCCCGGUUCUCGAUCACCCGGCAAGGCCAAGUCCAAUGGCCAGCUGGAGAGUGUCGUCGUUGAUGGCGCCGCAGAGCCCACCACCUCGGCCACCACGCUCAGGGACUGCACGCGCACCAUCUCACAGUGCGAACCAGACGAUGACGGUGAGGCUGCCGCCGCCGAGGACACUCUGCCCGCCGCUACAUCGACGGCGGAUUAUCUCAGCGGAGUGAAGCGCAAAUAUGUGCCACAGCCACAGGCGCCUCCCGUUAUAGCUGCAUCCACAUCGCAGCAGACCUUUAGCGGUACAUCUGACUUUGCGACCAUUUGCAAGCCGGCCCCGUUUUCCUGCGACGAGGAGGCUAUGGUGGAGCGAGAUCGCUGCGACUACACCUAUCGUAUCACCUACCAAAUGGCCCGCUCCGGCCAGACGAAUCGUCGUGUGCGCGUCUAUGCCGAUGGCAUCUACGACCUGUUUCAUCAGGGCCAUGCCAGGCAGCUGAUGCAGGCCAAGAACAUCUUUCCCAACGUCUAUCUAAUUGUCGGAGUGUGCAACGACGAGCUAACGCACCGCAUGAAGGGACGAACUGUGAUGAAUGGUUUUGAGCGGUACGAGGGUGUUCGUCAUUGUCGUUAUGUCGAUGAGAUUGUUCAGAAUGCUCCCUGGACACUGUCCGAUGCGUUCAUUGCUGACAACAAAAUAGAUUUUGUUGCCCAUGACGACAUUCCCUAUGGAACCCAAGGCAUGGACGAUAUCUAUGGCCCGUUAAAGGCUCGUGGAAUGUUUGUGGCCACCGAACGGACUGAGGGUGUGUCCACAUCAGACAUUGUAGCCCGAAUCGUUAAAGACUACGAUUUGUAUGUGCGUCGCAAUCUGGCACGCGGCUAUUCCGCCAAGGAGCUGAACGUUUCAUUUCUCUCCGAGAAAAAGUUCCGUCUACAGAAUAAAAUGGACGAACUGAAGUCACGGGGCAAGCGGGAGCUGACCAAAGUGAAGGGCGACCUCAUCACAAAGUGGGAGGAGAAGUCGCGCGAGUUUAUCGAUACGUUCCUGCUGCUCUUUGGCCGCGAGCGUCUGAAUCAUCUGUGGAACGAGUCAAAGGGAAAGCUGAUACAGGCCCUAAGUCCGCCCGGUAGUCCCUCUGGAUCGGUCAAUGGUGACGAGCUCGAGGGCGACGAGGACGAGGAAACAGAGUCCAGCGAUGAGUACUUGGAACUCGCGGAGUACAGUGCGGCCAGUAGUAGUUCUCUUAAUGGCAAGCAUAAGAAGAGGUCCGCUCUGGCACGUCGGAGCUACCAGGACACCUACGACGACGAUGACGAUGAUGAUGACGAUGAAACGGAGGCCGUCGAUCAGGAAGUGGAGUUUGAGAGACGCUCCGUCAAUUGAGGCGAAUGAUUUUAGAUUUUGGAACUAGCCUGAACUUUUUCUACCUCUCUUUUCCUUUCUAUGGGAUCGGAGAGGGAAACGUCCCUCCUCGCAGGCUCAUCCAGAUUCACCUCUACUUACACAUAGCUCUAAAUGGUAUCUGUAAUCCAAUUAGUCUUUAGUUUUCACUCGCACUCGCUAUCACUCGGCUAUACCUCACUCUCACUCUCAAUCCCUGAUCCCCUAUCUACCCAUCAGAUCCUUUAGCUAAUUUUAGCCAAAUGGAGUGAAGGCGCACAGCACGAUACACCAUUCACCGAUUCCCGAAUCCCGCGACUCGCAAAAUGUAUAUGGGGCUUACAUUAUUGGAACAAAAAACCAAUGCAGAAAAGACUCAUUUUUGUAUUAAGCACUCGGCCACAGAGAUUGUUGCUCGUGUGCGUGCAGCAACAGCAGAAGAGUAGUAGAAGAUACCGGAAAUAUCUAGAAAUAUUUAUAUUAAAUUAUUUCGCAUACACUAUAACUAUAAGUUAACCAACAAACAGAACACCAACAUCAUAGAGAAAACCAAAACGCAUUCAAAAACAAAAAAUAGAAACAUGAUUCAACACAUGGCAAUAUCGGAAUUAUUGCAAAUGCUUUGUUAAAUAUUUUUUGAAAAAUAAACCUUGAAUCGAAAGAAAA
Messenger RNA from Drosophila persimilis, 2540 nucleotides. RefSeq names its product choline-phosphate cytidylyltransferase A. The record is from RefSeq and is a predicted model, not a curated record. Gene Ontology annotation, biological process: CDP-choline pathway. Lineage: Eukaryota; Metazoa; Arthropoda; Insecta; Diptera; Drosophilidae. Bases 282 to 1877 code for a protein of 531 amino acids. The transcript has 4 exons. Gene Ontology annotation, molecular function: choline-phosphate cytidylyltransferase activity; phosphatidylcholine binding.